AUAUUAUAACAUUGUUUCUUCAACGGCUGAGAAUGAAGCAAUGUUGGCAAAACCUGACAAGAAAAUUGUGUGAAGAUUCCUUGGAACUUUGCAUGAUUGGACCUUCACUCUGAUUAUUUCCAUAUAUAAAAGCCCUCCAAAAGUUCAUAACUCCCCUUGUGGUCUGGAAAUGCCUCAUCACAAUUCUCACUUAUAGCAAUGAAUUCUUCUUAAGGGUUUUGGUAUUUAGUUUGUAAUACUGUGCUGCACUAGUUUAGUGUAGCUUUUGAGUAAAGGAUCUGGGGUCUGAAAAUCUUCCAUAGAUUCUUUAGAUCCUUGUGUUCUUGGGUUUCUUUUUCUACAAGCAACACCAUGUAUACUUGUAGAAGUAGAAAUAUGCUUAUGGGGUCUUGAUUAGUGCAAAACUAGCUUGACAAUGUUCUUCCAUACCCAAAAUCGUCCAACUUUUCUUCUCGGUGUUCUAACCGUAAACAGAACCCAAAACAGAACCAAAUCAAGCCCAUCUAUAGCUGUACAAGUAUCCUCAGUUCUACAAACUAAUGGAAAAGGUGGAAAUGGGAAUGGAAAUCUGUCUGAUCAACCCAAGAAAGGCAUGGCUCUAAAAAAGCGUCAAGUCUCUAAUUUUGUACUAAGCCAACCAAACACUGUGGGAAUCAUAGGAGGAAUGUCUGUAUAUUCUAGCCUACUUUUCUUGGAGAAGCUUGUUUGGUGGAGUUUGAAAGACGGAGGUGAAUGCCCUCCUUUCCUUGUGUGCAGUGAUACAACACAAUACAAAGAGCUUCCGAUUCGCAGUUUGUUUCAAUCACUCAGGAGAAAAUCUACUGAGAUCAAAUAUUCAAGCAACAAUUGGGCCAUCAUUGACAGCUUGUGUCGAAAAAGGGCAUUCCUAGAGAACUCUGGGGCUCAAUGCAUAGUCAUGCCAUGCCAUCUGUCUCAUGCUUGGCAUGAACAGAUUUCUCAGGACUGUUCUUUGAGCUUCCUUCAUGUUGGUGAGUGUGUUGCUAGAGAGCUCAGAGAAGCAAAGAUGAAGCCACUCGAAGCUGGGAGUAAUGUGAGGAUUGGGGUGCUUGCUGCUGAUGCAACUUUAACAGCUGGUUUUUACCAGCAGAAGCUAAGAAAUCAGGGCUUUGAGGUUGUUGAACCAGACAAAGCAACAAUGGAACAUGUCAUGAUUCCUGCAAUCGAGGCAUUGAAGAGAAGGGACAUGGAAGGGGCACGCAAUCUGUUAAGAAUCGCGGUGCAGGUUCUGUUGGUGAGGGGAGUGAACAUUGUCAUCAUCGCUGCUGAUGAAUUGCAGGGUGUUCUGCCUCAUGAUGAUCCUCUUCUUAAGAAAUGUAUUGAUCCCAUGGAUGCCUUGGCCAGGUCAACCAUAAAAUGGGCAAAGGGCACAGGAAACGGUGGAUGAAGAUAGCAAAAUGAGCAGCAGACCCAAACAUGUAUAUAAAAUCUUGCUGUCAUUGGUGAUGGCUUUGUGUCCAUAAACCAAGCUAUGCUUCACCCUCUCUCCACAAAAGCAUUUAGAUCUUGAAAAUCAACUGGAGUAAUCAAAGAAUGAAGGACUUGAAAAGCAACACACCUGAAGUUGAUCAAGAUUCAAUGACUAGGAGUCGGGUUAUUCUGUGUUUGUACAAUAUGUUAUGCUUUGUCUAGCUUCCCUGCUCAUACAUUGAAAUUUAUUGUAAUAAAUCAAGUUCAACCCACAAGAGAAGAAAACUAGUAUAUUAAGUAAAUUACUUAUGCAUUUAUAAGAUUCAAAACAUAUAUAGUUAUACAGGUAGUUAUAUACACAGACGUUACAUCUGGAAGAGUAAUGUGAU
Messenger RNA from Fragaria vesca subsp. vesca, 1817 nucleotides. RefSeq lists its product as uncharacterized. Bases 416 to 1405 code for a protein of 329 amino acids. The transcript is spliced from 2 exons. The record is from RefSeq and is a predicted model, not a curated record. NCBI's taxonomy places the organism in Eukaryota, Viridiplantae, Streptophyta, Magnoliopsida, Rosales, Rosaceae.